GAGCAGUUGUGUUUCCCUUAAAACUAGCUUCAUGGCUAAAAAUGUCAGAUAACACAGUGUAAAACUUUGCGUCGGACAGCGGGCAGAAACAUAUUUGCAGCUAAAGCUAAACUUUUCAUGCGGUAAUGACGGGACGGCUGACCGGACACAACGGAUAACGUUUCUAAAUCUCCGCAUCACUUGAGAAAAGUGUCUGUACUGAGCAGGAUGCUAGCAUGUGUCGUUAGCAAACCACUGCAGGAAAUUAGCUCGUUAGCUUAGACAGCCGGCCAAGUGAUAUUAUGAGGCUUAACGCUGCCUCUUUAUGCUCAUACUCGACUUAAAUAACGUCUGCGCGAUGGACACCGAGGCGAUAGUGAUCCGUAUAAAGACACCUUUAGGGGACAUGGACUCGGCCGUGGACUGUCCAUCUCUUUUGAACUUCAAUGACCUGCUGGUCGCGAUCAGAGAUGUCAUGCCUGAAGCCACUGUCACUGCAUUUGAAUAUGAAGACGAGGUUGGGGACAGAAUCACUGUAAGAAGUGACGAAGAACUCAAAGCCAUGUUGUCCUAUUACUUCAACACAAUGAAUGAACAACGCAUGAAUGGACUGCUGCCCGACCCUCUACAGAUUUUUCCACGAGCCGGCAAGACUCCAGGGAUCCGGAACAUACAUGGCCUGAAGGUUAAUACGAGACCUAACCCAGCCAAUGACUGCACUCAAGCUGUCCCAGACUCCAUGGCCAACAACAGUUUAAAAAAAUCAUCAGCUGAGCUGAAGAGGAUCUUGACAAAUGGGCAGAUAAAUGCCCAAGAUAUCCACUAUCAAGAGCAGCUUGGCCAUGGAAACGGGGGCACAGUCUACAAAGCAUACCAUCUCCUUGGUAAGCGGGUUUUAGCAGUCAAGGUCAUUCCCCUGGAUAUCACGGUGGAAUUACAGAAGCAGAUCAUGUCUGAAUUAGAAAUCCUCUACAAGUGUGAUUCGCCGUACAUCAUCACUUUCUUCAGUGCCUUUUUUGUCGAGAACAGGAUAUCCAUAUGCACAGAAUUCAUGGACGGUGGUUCUCUGGACGUGUACAAAAGAAUUCCAGAGCACGUGCUGGGGAGGAUUGCAGUGGCAGUAGUCAAAGGCCUGACGUAUCUGUGGAGCCUGAAGAUACUUCACAGAGAUGUCAAGCCUUCCAAUAUGCUGGUGAACACCCGAGGACAAGUCAAGCUCUGUGACUUUGGUGUCAGCACGCAGUUGGUGAAUUCUAUUGCCAAAACGUAUGUGGGAACCAACGCAUACAUGGCGCCGGAAAGGAUAUCAGGAGAACAGUAUGGUAUCCACGCAGAUGUCUGGAGUGUGGGAAUCUCUUUCAUGGAGUUGGCGCUAGGCAUGUUCCCCUAUCCACAGAUCCAGAAAAAUCAAGGAUCUUUAAUGCCUCUCCAGUUACUGCAAUGCAUCGUUGAUGAGGAUCCUCCAGUUCUUCCGGUCGGCCAGUUCAGUGAGAAGUUUGUCCACUUCAUCACUCAGUGCAUGCGGCGGCAACCGAAAGAGAGGCCUGCCCCUAAUAACCUCAUGGAUCAUUCCUUCAUCAUACAGUUUAACGAUGGAAAUGCUGAGGUGGUGUCGAUGUGGGUUUGUCGCUGUCUGGAGGAGAGACGAGCUCAGCAGGCUCAGGGACACGUCUGAUGCCCUCCUGCUGUCCACCCAGGAUGGACCGGGACGUUUGAUCCUAAACCUUGAACACUUAUCAAAGGCUUCAGGGUCAAGUACGUCCAUAAUGCACUGUAGAAGUGACUCAAUAUACACAGACAAAAAUCACUAGAUGUUACAAACUUUAUGUGAGUAAUUCUUUAUUUAACAGCACUCGUGCGCCAUGACAAUGAGGAGCUCACAUCCUUUGAAGUUUGCAUCUUAAUCUCGAGACGUCUGCGCUUUCUUUCUAAUGUGGGUCUCCAUCCGCAGCUUCGUCCACACGCUUUUCGGGAGUAUAAAGAAAUGCAGUGGGGCACAUCACAGUCUGAUGAAUGGAGAUAAACAGUCCUGAUUCAAAGGACAAGAAACAACUUUAAAUCUUUAGUCUGCAAUACGUUGGCAGAGUUUCACUCUGUUUCUGGGGUGGUAUCUCAAAUAGCCGUCUUGUGCUUUACUGUUGACAGCCCUCUAGUGAAUGUUAAGGUUUUUGCCUGUGAGUAACUGCCCAUGUGUGUGCCUGUUUUUCCAGUGGUGUAAUUUAUUACCUCAGAAAACUUAUUUUGUCACUGAAAUGGCAACACUUUCCCCCAAAAGAUUACCUGUUUAUAUUUUCUGGACUAAAGAAAAUGUAUCCAGUUAUUCCCUUAUCUUUGAGGUCGAGGUAUUAACAGAACUGAUAACCCGCAAAAAUUAUAAUUUGUAUAUUAAUUACUCACAGCCUGUUAAGUGGAAUUUGUGAAGAAAAGUUUCUUACAUGGCGCCAUGGUCAAUGAAGCACCCAAAAAAAGCAAACAUUCUUCAUGAAUUUAAGUAAACGGGGUCCACGUUUAACAACAGCAAAACUUUCUCAAAAAUACAUUAACAAAGUCACACAGCUCUUGCAGUAUAAUUCAGGGCUGCUCCGCCAAAGUCGAAGUUUCGAAACGUCAGUUGGAGAACCCACUCGAGUAAGAUUCUUCAAGUCGGGCAAACUUUUUUUUUUUUUUUGUCAGUCGAUGUGCAGUUUACUUCUGAGGACGUUUCGUUCUGUAGAUGUAGUUGUCGAGUUAAUGCUGCUCACUUUUACGCUGCUCUUCAGUACAGGCAGCUGCAGACCCAGAGUGAGUCUAAUGUGACAGUGGACUUACCAGGAGGAAGAGACGUUUGGUCCAGUCAAGUUCUGAGAUAACAUUUUUUUCUGCCUUUUGCUUCACAGCAACUUUUGACGAUACAGUCUCUGGCUUUUUUGAUAUCUUUGUCAGCAAAAAUACAUUUACAACCCAUCCUUAACAUAUUUAGCAUGCAUUAGCUCAAAGAGCUAACUUGGCUUGUUUAUUGUAUUAUGUGAACAUUUCUGUCACCCUGACUGUGCAGUCGAACUCUGUUCAAACACUAAAUGCAAAUAAGAAACAAAAAUAUUCAUAUUGAACAGCCAAAUACAGUUCAAAUGACAUAAUUUCUUAGCACAUACCUAAUAUAAUGCAUGCUUUAUUUAUCCAGUGGUAUGUGCAGUACUACCAAAACACGUGCAUUUUCGCUGAAAUGUUGCAAUACAAAAUGCUUUUGCAUUUGAGUGGCGUGCCGUGAGCGUGCUUGAGCACUCACGUGGGAAUGAAGUCAACCGUGUAGCUUUCUGUUGAUAAAUGUUGAUGACUUCAGCUCGUGAAAAAUGAUGACCACUUUUGGAAUUUCUGUAAACGUGGAUACAAGAAAGUUUUCUUCACAAGUUCAAUGUAACACUCAGUGAGUAAUUGAUAUAUAAUUGAUCAAGUUUGUGGGUAAAGUAUUUUAUUUAAGUGAAUUCAAAGCUCUGUCUUCUUCAAGAGGUGUGUUAGUGAACAAAUAGCCUGCAGUAUCAAUGAGUUUGAGUGCAAUGAAAAAUUAUCAUGCAUCUUUUCUUGGUUUUUAAGGCAUAAUAACCAAACAGAUUAUUGUUUAAACUCAUCUGGAGGAACCAGGGUAUCUUUCUGUUUAGGUUUUUAGUGUCUAACUCUGUUGCACAUCCUUUAUUUCAGUUUGCACAGACAGCCUGAUGUUGAACGCCACUGAAUGGAAAGUUCACUUUUUUCUCCACUUUCAUUCAGCAGCACUUUGUUUUUCUUAAGAUCCGUUAAGUAUAAGACCAACUAGAGAAACAUAACAGAAAUAAUUUCUCUUCCUCCCCAUAUGACACUUUUUUGAUUCAGAGUUACAGUUUUAUCUGUUUUCUAACCAGUAAAUCCUUACUUUAGCAAGAUAUGUUCUUAAUAUACAGAAAUUAUGCUGUUUUUUUGGAUUGCCAAAUGAGAUCAGAUGAUUUACUGUAGAGGGGAAAUAUUAAUGCAGUGCACUUAACACCAAAGACCACUGAUGACCCAAAUGGUGACUGAAAUGUAUCUCUCACUACUAAGACAAACAUAAUGAGGUUAGUGACUAAAAUGAUUUGCUUUGACAAGGUCUUCAUGUGCAGCUGUUGAAAUGUGCAGAGCUCAAGUGCAAUUAAAAAACAUUUCUCCCACAAA
Plectropomus leopardus (leopard coralgrouper) is the source of this 4140-nucleotide messenger RNA. It is a transcript of the gene map2k5, whose product is annotated as mitogen-activated protein kinase kinase 5. Gene Ontology annotation, molecular function: protein kinase activity; ATP binding; protein binding. The record is from RefSeq and is a predicted model, not a curated record. Gene Ontology annotation, biological process: protein phosphorylation. NCBI's taxonomy places the organism in Eukaryota, Metazoa, Chordata, Actinopteri, Perciformes, Serranidae.